Chenopodium quinoa (quinoa) is the source of this 2365-nucleotide messenger RNA. Its product is annotated as probable ubiquitin-conjugating enzyme E2 26. NCBI's taxonomy places the organism in Eukaryota, Viridiplantae, Streptophyta, Magnoliopsida, Caryophyllales, Amaranthaceae. The record is from RefSeq and is a predicted model, not a curated record. Bases 196 to 1965 code for a protein of 589 amino acids. The transcript is spliced from 8 exons. Gene Ontology annotation, molecular function: ubiquitin conjugating enzyme activity.
UAAACACAUCAUCUAAUCAAUCCGGUUAACCUGUUUUCAAAUAAAGGUGGACCAUGAGAGUGACUAAACAACUCCGUACCAAUUACUACGUAUAAACCUAUUUAAAGAUUUCCAAACCAAACAACACAAACUUCCUCCUUCUGAUCACACAAUUUUAUUCUCAUUUUUCUCUCUUUUCUCUGCAUUUCGCCGGCUAUGGAGGAUCCUACGAUUCCAAUUCAACCUCCUCGAAAAUCCAAGAAGAGAAUGUUUGCUGGGAGUAGUAGUAGCAGUAGUUUGUCGUUUAAAGACCCUGAUGUGAUUGAAAUUCCGCGUCCUUCUACUUGGAAAUCGAAGCCUAGAAAGCAAAAUUUGAUUGUUGGCCAUGAGAUCAUUGUUGUUGAUGAUGAAGAUCCUGCUGAUGCUGUAAUCAUUGGUGAGAAAGCUGCCUCUAAUGGUAAAGGAAAGAAACCUAUGCUUACUGGACAUGAAGUGAUCACCCUCGAGGAUGAGUUUGAUGGAUUUGAUUUUGGAGAUGUAUCCUAUGAUGAUCAGUAUGCUAUGCUGCAAUCUCAUGUUGAUAGUGUAGACAUUCCAUCUAGAACAGAGGCAUUUGCCCAUUUGAAGCCAGCUUCAGCCGCAAUUGAGAAACAUGCAAAACCUGCGAGCAAUUCUUCUUUAUAUGGCUCACACCCUUACUCUAAAUUUAAAUAUAGUGGUUCCAAGGUGGAUCACUUCAGUUCAACAAGCUCCAAUAAAUAUCACCAAAUUAAUGACUAUUUGUCUGUGUAUCCUCGUCAUAAAUCAAAGCAUUCUUUCUCCACUCUUCCAACUUCUCAGAAGCAUGCCCAAACUAGUGGCAAUGUUCUACCAGUGCCUCCAUAUUUGUUACCUGUGAAUUCAGCUACUUUGAAUUUUCCGCAUAUGCCCUACUCUUAUGGAAGUGCAUAUGCCCAACCGUCACAACAUUCCAUCCAUGGAAUUCAAGAUCCUAUUUUAACUAGUAGUAGCUUUACUAGUGCAUUUACUAACAACAAUUCAGGGCUCGAGGGAAUAUGCGCAGACAUAUCACCACCCUCUUCUGAUGGGCAAGGCAAUUCUAGUGAAAAUUCUAUUUUGAAGAAGCUGGAACAGUUUAAGAAAUUUGACACGCUAGAGGAUCACGUAGGUCAUUUUUAUGAAAAUAAAAAUGUUUCUUUGAAACCGUCCAAAAGCUGGGUAAAUAAAAUUGCGGAUGAGUGGAGGAUGCUGGAAAAGGAUUUGCCAGAUACAAUAUUUGUUAGGGUUUAUGAGGCUAGGAUGGAUCUAUUAAGGGCUGUCAUUGUGGGAGCAGAUGGUACACCCUAUCAUGAUGGUCUCUUCUUCUUUGAUGUUAAUUUCUCUGCCACCUAUCCAAACAAGCCACCACAUGUAAAUUAUCAUGCACAUGGUCUUCGAAUGAACCCUAAUCUAUAUAAUUGUGGCAAAGUAUGCUUAAGUCUUCUGGGAACUUGGAGUGGUUCAAGAGAUGAGAAUUGGCGACCUAACAAAUCAAAUAUGCUACAAGUCCUUGUCUCAAUACAAGGGCUUAUCUUAAAUGAAGAACCGUAUUAUAAUGAGCCUGGUUAUGCACAUUCCAAAAGUACCUCUUAUGGCAUCAAAAGUUCCAAGAAUUACAGUGAAAAUGUAUUCCUUCUAUCGCUGAAGACGAUGCUUUACACAUUAAGGAACCCACCAAAGUAUUUUGAGGACUUAGUUUAUGGGCAUUUCUACCAGCGUGCUCAUGAUAUACUGGCAGCUUGUAGAGCGUACCUGGAUGGUGUUGAAGUUGGGAGUUUUGUCAAAGGUAAAACCCAAACUACCCAGGGGAAGAAAAAGACUUGCUCUCAAUCGAUCAAGAUGAGUUUGCCAGGCUACAUCAAAUCACUCGUGGAGGCUUUUACCAAGAUUGGUGUCAAGGGAUGCGAGAAAUAUUUAGUACCUAUGGACAAAUGCACUAAGAGAUAACCGACCAGAUGUAGCCAGUUGACUCCCCUCUGGAUGUGCAAAAGUUGACACUCGGAACAUUUCUAUGGGAGCAGAGCUGCAAUUCUGGCAACCCUUAUAUUUGGAAAUUGGAAGGCGGGAUCAGGGAAGCUCGGUAUAUAUUCUCACUAAUGCUGAUUGGUUUUACCUUUUUGUCACUGUAUAUAGGCGUAGUUGAUGUUGGGAAUAGCUUUAGAUCAGAAUAUGGCUUUUAGAGUACAGCUUAUUAAUUAACAUGCUUCUUUUGGCCAGAACUUAGUUAUCAACUAUUUUAGUCAGUUAGCUGCUCUCUAACACUGAAAAGAUUAAGCAGAGGAAUUAGAGAAUCAGAGAUGUUAUUUUGUGUAGAAUUUCCUUUUCUAUGCUAUUGGUUUGGUGUUCA